Messenger RNA from Pundamilia nyererei, 4578 nucleotides. It is a transcript of the gene cebpz, whose product is annotated as CCAAT enhancer binding protein zeta. Bases 60 to 3170 code for a protein of 1036 amino acids. The record is from RefSeq and is a predicted model, not a curated record. NCBI's taxonomy places the organism in Eukaryota, Metazoa, Chordata, Actinopteri, Cichliformes, Cichlidae. Gene Ontology annotation, cellular component: nucleus. The transcript has 15 exons.
CGUGCACCGGAAACGUUUCGUUCAACAUCCGGGUCAGUUUUCCUCACGCUGCAAACAGCAUGGCAGCGAAAAACAAGCAACGUAAAAAGUCCAAAAAAGUGACAUUUGAGGCCGAAGAAAACGAGCCGGAGGCGAAAAACAGCGGCGGAGAGGAGGAUGAAGGUGAAGAGAAGAAUACGAAAGAGGAGGAGAGAGAGGAAGAGGAGCUCAGUCUGGAGGAGGUUUUACGGCUCGGAGGAACUAAGGCCGACUAUAUCCUCCUCGCCGGCCUCGAAGACUCCAACGAGCUCGUCGAUGGCGGCAUGAAAGGAGCGAUAGAUGAUCUGGAGGAGGGCGAGCUGGAGUCAUUCAUCACCAAGCUGGGCAUCCGGGCAUACGCGACGCAGCAAACCAUUCCGGACAAGCCUGAGGGUGAAGCCGCCACGGCUGCCACAGCUGCUGGCGAGAAGAAAGCUAAAAAGGUCAAAGUGGAGAAAGCAGAGGAGACGGCACCUGACACUCAGCCCAACGUCGUCGAUCAGAAGAAGAAGAAGUCAAAAGAGGCGCGGGUAUCGGCGGCAAAAAAGGCGAAGCAGAGCCAGACCGUGUUUGAGUUCCAGCCGCGGCAGGUGCUGCUGAUCAAACCUGGUGGUAAGUGGUUCGAGCUGGAUUACACAGAAGAGGGCUCGUCGGCGCCACAGGAUGCUGCCCUGGUCUCGCAGUACAAGACGCUCGCUCAGCAGCUGUUCGAGGCUGAGGUGACCCUCUACAAGACCAAGAAGAGCUUGCAGAAAGGCGCCAACUCGGCCUGGAUGAAGACAGUUGUCUCCUCUGGCGUGCUGGCGGACAGAAUGGCAGCCAUGACGGUUCUGAUUCAGGACGCUCCGGUGCACAUGCUGGAGCACGUGGAGAACCUAGUCACCAUGGUGAAGAAGAAGGGCAGUCGGCGGAUGGGUCUGAUGGCAAUGGACACGCUGCGAGAGCUGCUGCUGUCCAACCUGCUGCCCGGGGACAGGAAGCUCCGCACCUUUGCCCAGCACCCGUUCGACCAGCUUGAGGAGAAGGCCAGCGGCAACCGCGACGCCCGCGACCGCCGCCUCAUCCUCUGGUACUUUGAGCACCAGCUGAAGCACCACGUGGCUGAGUUUGUGGUGGCGCUGGACUCGGUGGCUCACGACACAGUGCCCGCCACCAAGGCAAAGGCGUUAGCCACUGCCCAUGAGCUGCUGUGCAGCCGUCCAGAACAAGAGAAGGCGCUGCUCACCCAAGUGGUAAACAAGCUUGGAGACCCCGAGUACAAGACGGCGGCAAAGGCAUCGUACCUGCUGGAGACACUGCUGCACAAACACCCCAACAUGAAGGGGGUGGUGUGCUGCGAGGUGGAGCGGCUCCUGUUCCGACCCAACAUCAGCCCGAAGGCACAGUACUACGCCGUGUGCUUCCUCAGCCAGGUGAUCCUGAGCCACGACGAGGACGGGCUCGCCGCCAAGCUCAUCACCAUCUACUUCUCCUUCUUCCGUGCCUGCGUCAAAAAGAAGGACAUUGAGUCGAAGAUGCUGAGUGCGCUGUUGGCGGGCGUGAACAGGGCGUAUCCCUACACCAGCACCGGGGACGACAAAGUGAGAGAGCAGAUGGACACACUCUUCAAAGUGGUUCAUCUGGUGAAGUUCAACACAGCCGUGCAGGCACUCAUGCUGCUGUUCCAGGUGAUGGACUCCCAGCAGAGCAUCUCGGACCGGUACUAUGUGGCUCUGUACAGGAAGCUGCUGGACCCCGGGCUGUCGUCGUCCUCCCGCCCGAACAUGUUCCUGAACCUGCUGUACAAAUCCAUGAAGGCUGACGUGGCGCUGAGGCGGGUCAAAGCCUUUGUCAAACGGCUGCUGCAGAUCAGCGCCGAGCAGAGCGCCAGCUUCGCCUGUGGGGCGCUCUUCUUGGUGUCGGAGGUCAUGAGAGCCAAACCGGGCCUGAAGAUACUGCUGCAGGAGGCGGAGGGGAAUGAGGAAGAGGAGGCGUUCAAAGACCUCGCUGCAGAUGAUGAUGAUGAAGAGGAGCGAUUCGUGGAUGCUGACAAACUAGAGGAACAAACAAACACAGAGGCAGAGGAGGUCAAACCUGCAGCAUCAUGGGUACAUCACCAGAACCUGGAAGGAAUGAAGAGUGUUCAGAGCUACGACCCGCUGCACAGAAACCCGUUAUUCUGCGGUGCAGAUCGCUCGACUUUAUGGGAGUUGCAGAAGCUCGCUCUGCACUUCCAUCCGUCAGUGUCGCUGUUUGCAAAAACCAUUCUGCAGGGAGACUUCAUCCAGUACUCUGGGGACCCUCUGCAGGACUUCACCCUCAUCCGCUUCCUCGAUCGAUUUGUCUUCAGAAACCCCAAACAGCUCAAAGCAGAACAAAACACUGACGCCGCUGUGAUGAAGCCCAAACACAGAUUACCUGUCAGCUUGCUACCAGUGAACAGCGCAGAGUUUCUGUCCAAAGAAGAAAGUCAGGUUCCUGUUGAUGAGAUCUUCUUCCAUCGCUUCUUCAAGAAACGACAGCAGGAGAAGCAGCAACGCCGGCCACGAGGCGACGAUGACGACGAGAGCCUGGAGGAUGUGGACGAUGAUGAGUUUGAGAAACUUCUUGACACCUUUGAAGGCGAUUCGUACUUUACCGACCUCGGCAGUGAUAAUCUGGACUUUGCAGGUAAUGUAAAGAGUAAAAAAGAUAAGAAAUCAGGAGACGACUCGGAGUCGGACGUGGACAACUCGGACAUGGACGACCUGGACGAUGAGGAGGUGUCUCUGGGCAGCAUGGACGAGGAAGACUUCGGAGACGAACUGGAGGAAGAAGGAGGGAUGUUCAUGGACCCUGAUGGAGACGAAGAGGGUGAUGAUGAUGGUUCCAAACAGAAGAAGAAGAAGGAAAAGAAAGAUGCAGCCAUGUUUGCUUCUGCUGAAGAGUUUGGCUGCCUGCUGGACGAGAAUGCCGGCUCCAAGUUUGACAACAUCGGGCUGAACGCCAUGGCCAAUAGAGACAAAGCAGGUCUGAAGCAGCUGAAGUGGGAAGCUCAGCGCGACGACUGGAUCCACGGCCGUGACGCCAAGACGCUGCGCAGGAAGAAGACCACGUUCAACAAGAAGAAGAUGGGGUUCGGCCAAGCCAGGACGGGAAGCGGGACGUUUGGGAGCAAGAAGAAGAGGAAGUAGAUGACGAGGAUGCUGAAGAUGUUGGCCUAAAGCUGAGGGACACCUUCGGUGACCACGCCUUCCUCGUCUGUCUCCCGGACGCUGUAGAUUCCCGGACACUCAGCGGUCUCAUCGUAAACCGGGAGGACGCGGACAUAAAACGGUGUUUACAGAUUCAAUCUGGGGGCUGGCGAAGAGGAGCCACAUUUAGCUUGUUUUAUUUUUUUGUAAAAUCAAAGACUUUGUUGUGCUGAACAUUUUGCUGCAAAUCUCAUCUGGAUCAUUCCAUCUCAGUCCAUCAUGUUUAAAAUAAACUUUGGUUUUAAAAUGCAUAAAUGAAUACUUCACGGGAUGAAAGCAGGGCUGUUUCAUGAUGUUUUUGAGGGAACAUUUGUGUUUUAAGGUAAAUAUCUGGUCCUGUGCCUCUAUGAAAAUGGACUCUGAACGAAUGAACGAUGCUUGAAGUUGCUGAAAUAUUUAGAUGUCUACAGCUUGUAGAAACAUUUUGCUUCUCACACAAUGUUGUUUACACAGAAUUGUCUUAAAACAGUCUAAAAGUGAAUCGUUACACUCGUUAAAGCUUAAAUGUUGGGGGAAAAGUUCACUGUGAUAUUUCCAGGUAUGACGCAAUAUACAAAGUCCAAGUAAAUUUAUUAGAUCCAAAAUUUGUUACGCUGUUCUCUCACAUAUAACUCAUAAUUAUGUAGAGAAGGGAAAUAUUGCUUUGUUUUUAGUUCCAGCCUCAUGGCCCAAAUUUCUCUGGCCAAUGAGAGGGUGUGUGCCGCUGUGCCGUUUUCUUGGUUUGUUUUUCACCUUCGGACUGUUUUCAAGAAUAUCCCGUGUCUUGUAUGUGAGAAGCUCUAAAUAAAAUCUACUGUGGUUUCUACAAGUCUCCAAAUCCGCUGUCAAACACCUGUUUUACGUUAACUGGAGCUGCACUGCUGACGCUCCACAUUCAUAUUUACUCUAACACAUUUGAAGCUCUGGGAGUUUUCUAGAUAUUGGAAUUUUAAAGUGCUCCCUCAAAAAAAGGAUUUCAGAGUGAUAUGUAAAAACAUCCCGACCUUCAUCCUCAGCUGUGAGAGGCUGAAGUUUAUGAGUGCGAUAAUUCAAGCACAACCUCAAGAACUUCAAAUUGAGACCGCAGGUGUGUCUACCAGGAGGCUGGUUAUUUUUGAGAAAUCUCAUGAUUCGUUCCUUUUAAGAAGUCAGCAUUUUCUUUCAGGCAAAUCUGAGCUGACAUGGGAUGAGCCUGUUUGACACAUAAGCAGCAGAUUUCCUUGUAUCUAACAAAUCAAUUCACAUACAACCUGUGUGUGUGUGUUUGUGUGAGACAAACAUUUAAGUGUUUCAUGAUCCUGUUCAGUGUGUUUACAGGUUCAAUGAUUGUUUCUGUCGUUCGGAUCAAGUUGAACAUACUGAUCAUAAU